Myxocyprinus asiaticus (Chinese sucker) is the source of this 4039-nucleotide messenger RNA. Its product is annotated as protein ILRUN. Lineage: Eukaryota; Metazoa; Chordata; Actinopteri; Cypriniformes; Catostomidae. Gene Ontology annotation, cellular component: phagophore assembly site. Gene Ontology annotation, molecular function: ubiquitin binding. The transcript has 5 exons. The record is from RefSeq and is a predicted model, not a curated record. Gene Ontology annotation, biological process: macroautophagy. The coding region runs from base 116 to 967 and encodes 283 amino acids.
CCCGCCCGCAGCCAUGCGUACUGAGCUUGUUGUCGGUCGCUUGUUAUGACUGGAGAAGGCCUCGGACUAAAUUAAAACGUAUCCCCCGUUCCUGCCCCGGGACAGCCGCGUGCUCAUGGAGGGCAUGGACAUAGACCUGGAUCCGGAGCUCAUGCAAAAAUUCAGCUGCAUGGGCACCACGGAUAAAGAUGUCCUCAUCUCGGAGUUCCAGAGGCUGCUGGGUUUCCAGCUCAACCCGGCUGGCUGCGCCUUCUUCCUGGACAUGACCAACUGGAACCUUCAAGCAGCUAUUGGUGCAUAUUAUGACUUCGAGAGUCCAAACAUCAACACGCCAUCAAUGUCUUUUGUGGAAGAUGUGACGAUUGGAGAAGGGGAGUCAGUUCCUCCUAACACACAGUUCACUAAGACAUGGAGGAUACAAAACACAGGUACAGAGUCGUGGCCGCCAGGUGUGUGCCUGAAGUAUGUUGGUGGGGAUCAGUUUGGUCAUGUGAACAUGGUGAUGGUGCGGUCUCUGGACCCUCAGGAGAUCUCGGAUGUGAGCGUGCAGAUGCGCAGUCCAGCCGUUCCUGGCAUGUAUCAGGGCCAAUGGAGAAUGUGUAUGGCCACCGGACUCUUCUACGGAGAUGUGAUCUGGGUGAUUUUGAGUGUGGAGGAGGGAGGUCUGCUGGGUGUCACACAGCAGCUGUCCUCCUUCGAGACGGAGUUCAACACACAGCCACACCGCAGUCUGGAGGGAGACUUCAACCCCUUCGCCUCACCACAGAAGAACAAGCAGGACACCAAUGAAGAUAAUCUAAAAGACCCCGGGGGCCCCUGGGAGGCCCCUCUGGACUCCAUUCAGCAAGAUCAAAAUGGACUCAAUCACAGCUCUGUAAAUAUUACACCAAAUGGUCUCCAAAACAACUUAUCAGUAGUGACUUACAGCCAGGGCAUUAAUGGACCCUUCCCGUUCGGACAGUCUUAAGGAACGGAAUCCACCUGGUAGCUCAUUGGAGCUGCUGCUUUUGCCCUUUUCUGGGGUUCAGUGAGAGGAGGAAUAGAUUUAUUCUAAAGACUUGGUGACUCUCCCUCCCCUCUGAUGCAUCUCAACAUCACGUUAAAGUGUGGACAAUUCUGUUCGGCUCCAAAUCGAUAUUCAACCAACACUGACACCCGAGUUCCGCAUGUGUGAAUGCUAGAUUUAGAUGAGUGCUAGAAAUCCUAAAGAGAGAUGAAAAUACACAGUAUUGUCACAUAACAGCAGUAAAUUCAGAUGAAUUUGUGUGUGCUCGAAACAGAAGCAGGAUGGGUGAACAGAUAAAUGAAUGAGAGAAUCUCACAGAAACAUGUUUGUCACAUGUCUCCCUAAAAUCAAAAGAAAUGACAUUUUGCGUAAGAAAAUGAAGCCUAUUUAGGACCAUUACGAUUAUUUGCAUUGUAACGUUAUUUUCAUGACAUUUAAACAAAUUUUUUGAAAAUGUUUUUAUUAUUAUUAUUAAAUGCAGCACAACAAAUACUACCAUAAUGUGUAAAUGCUUCACAAAAAAAAUUAUACAUUUUUUUCUUUUUUGCAUUACUGAAAUGGUAAUUAUUAUUAUUGGCACAUUACAGUAAUAGGAAUUGGUGAACCAUUAAGGCUUUUUGCAUUGUACAAUUAUUUUCAUGACAUUCAGGCACAUUUACACCAAAAUUGAAAUUACAGAAUUGUGUCCAGAUGUUUAACACUUCUCAAUGCUGAUUCUCAUUACUGUAAUACAGUAAUGUUUUACUUUAUUACAGUAUAUACAGGGUGGCCUUAAAAAAAAAGAAACAGGGCCAAUAUGUUUGAUUGCUCGUAUCUUAAAAAUGCAUACAUUUUUUGGGACACCCUGUUACACUGAAGUACCAUGUUUAUUUUAUAAAUUAAAAGCAGUACAUCAAAUACUACCAUGAUGUAUAAAUACUUCAUGAUUUAAAUUGAUAAUUUUUUCACAUUACUAAAAAGAAUGCUUAUUAAAAGGGAAAUGCUUAUUUGUCAUGAAAAUAAUGUCACAAUGCAAAACAUGUUAAUGGCCCUAAACAUAGGCUUUAUUUUCUUCAUGCAAAAUAUCAUUCAUUUCUUUUGAUUUUGGGGUGAAAUAUGACUGGGACAUGUUCUUGACAGGUUUCGUGAGAUUCACUCAAAUAUGUGUGCGUGCGAGUGUUUCAACCAUGCGCAAAAGCCAUCAACCAAGAAUUAAAGCCUGUUAAUUAGUUUUAUAAGUUACAUCAAUGUUCUUUUUACAAGCUCAACAGUUUCAAGUAAAUAAAGGUCAACGUGCCUACUUGGAGGUUAAAUUGUGUAAUUGGUAAAUUUCAAAAUCUCAGCCAUCCACUACAAAAGUGUUCUCAAAACCUUUUUUUGGAUCCAACAGCAACAAGUAAUGCAUACUAGAGUACAUUAUGCCUCAUUUUAUUGCAAGAUACAACUCUACUGCCAUCACACAAGUCAAAUGAUGGCUGUUGUCAGAGAUGCCCUUACUAUCUUGUUGCUGGUAUCAUAUUUGUUUACAUUUAUGUUGUUCUGCAGAGUUAUAGAGUGCUGAUGUUGGUUUCCAUUGGUAAUAAUACAUCACAGAUAAUAGCAAGCUGGAGAUGUGGCUUUGGUUCCCUUGUUUACUGGCCUAAGUGUCCAUAAGCACAUCAUUGAUAUAUUUACCCAGUCAUAUUUUUCUGUCAUUCACCUAGACCUAAGAUGGUAUUAAGUUGUUUUAAAUGAAGAAUGAGCUGAGGGUUUUUUAAUGUGGGAGAGAGAGGGAAUGGGUCCAUUAAAGGAAUAUUCCAGGUUAAAUAGAAGUUAUUUCAUUGUGACUAAAUGAAAUUAAAAUGGAAGUCAAAGGGGCAACCACUUGCCCCAUAGAUAUUUCUCAUCACUUUUUUUUUUUUAACAAACAGUCAAAAUUAUUUUGUGGUCACAGAACCUGGCGAAAGAGCUUAACUUGCAUUUAACCCAGAUAUACCUUUAAUUUAAAUUAUCUUUAAUGUUCACUGAAUGUCAAAAUUGUUAAUUUCGAGCUGAAGAGCUCCAACUAAUAUUUUAAUGCGUGAAGAAAAUUUGUGGAAUUUAUUUGGUUUAAAUUGUGCGUCUGUGUUGAUGGUAUGAUGAAAAACUUCUUGGAUGUUUAUAUUUAUAUCUGAAAUGCCAUUUGUCACCCCCUGUCUUACUGCAAAGGUUACACUCUUUAUAAAACAAAUGUAAAAAAUCAGAUCAUAAAAAAAAGUUCCCCAUAAUGUUUUUCUUUUUAUUGGUCCAUUUAAUAAGAUACAAGUUGGGUCAUGCAAUGGAAGUAAAAGUGUUUAAACAAAUUACCCAGAAACCUAUAGCAGAUUAGUGUCAUCAUGUCCUGUUAAUCUAACAACGUCAGCGAUUUUUGUCAAUUUCCCGAUUUUCAGAGUUCUAUACACUUGGAAAGUUUCGCCAUUAAUGACACCAACAUUACGUCCAGAUUUUUAGUAUUGCUGUGGCUUCACUUUUACAUUGCAAAUAAUCUAUGCAGUGUUUUAAGGGACAGUCCCUUCCAUAUUCCAAAAAGUUGCACUCGCAGUUAAAGCAUAAAAGCAGUAAAUGCUCUGAGGCUGGUCGCCAUUUCACAUUGCCGCAAGGACGGACGAAGACUCUUCAUCUAGUGCUCAGCCCAUAGAAGGCUCAUUGGAUGAUGUCAUUGAUUUAGCAAUCAAGUCUUUGAGCUAUUUAUUUUGAAUAUCCUCAUCCCAAGCGCUGCACACUUCAUAGCCUCCUUUCGAUUUAUAAUUACACGCUGGAUUUUUAUUUCUACUUUUUGUGUUGCUUAUGCAUGUGAGAAGUGUGAUUGAUUCAUUGCUGCAUUAUUGUCUUUUUUUUUCUGAUUUUUUUUUUUUUUAUUAUUAUUUUUUUUUUUUAAGAUCUGUUGGGUUUUCUGCACCAUGGCAUGGUGUAUGAUUGAUCUGAGAGUUUGCAUACUAGAGUCUUGUGAUAGCACAGUGAAAAAGAGAGUAUGAAAAGCCUUUUCCUGUAUGUAUAACUGAACAUUUGUAUGAUUAAAUUAACAGGAAAAAAUGA